Messenger RNA from Jatropha curcas, 1008 nucleotides. Its product is annotated as cytochrome C oxidase assembly protein. The record is from RefSeq and is a predicted model, not a curated record. Lineage: Eukaryota; Viridiplantae; Streptophyta; Magnoliopsida; Malpighiales; Euphorbiaceae. Gene Ontology annotation, cellular component: mitochondrial membrane.
UAGAAUAAAAAAGAAGCCAAACGCCCAAAAGAUGCAUCCGCAAAAACAAGCCAUUUGUAAAGUAAUUGUAAAAGGAUCCUCUCUAACGCUAUUCCUCUUCCCAGUCGACGAAACUGAGCCUGAAAUUUAGCUGAUCAGCUUUGCUCUUUCAUUUCAGGCUUGCCCAGCCCGUUUAUUUGUAUUGUAUUUGCUCAAUAAUUGCCAAUUGGAAGCGGAUAUCAAAGGUUCAAGAGCCAAUUCAAUUUUAUCUCAAAAAAGAUAUUAAAAAGUAAGAUGACAACUCUUGAGACUCAAAUGGGUCAGCCUCAAAAAAUUAGUGUUGCUGCCGCUGCUACUGCUAAGAUUCAGAGUUCAACUUCAUCAUUCAAAAGAUGGGGAAGGAAGCAUCCAUUUGUUAGAUAUGGGCUUCCUAUGAUUUCACUCACUGUUUUUGGGGCAUUAGGUCUUGGUCAUCUUUUGCAGGGCAGCAAGGAUAUCGCAAAGGUGAAAGACGAUCAAGAAUGGGAAAUUAUUGAGACUAGAAAAGCACUGUCUAGAACAGGGCCUAUAGACGCAUAUCAACCCAAAAGGAUUUCACUUGAAGAGGAGUUAAAGGCUUUGCAGCAGAAAGUGGACAUAAACAAUUACGAGUACAAAAGAAUUCCUAAGCCGAACGAAGGCAAAUCAAACUAGUUAUAGGCUUGUUUCUACGGUCGUUAUAUCAUACAUUAGGCAGAAGAUCACUUUUUUCCCUUUUUAUAAGAUUGCCGGUGCUAUUUUUCCUGGUUUCACGAACGAGCGUUCAUUUUUGGGCCGAGUAACUUGAUAUGGAUAGUAAUGGCUGUAAUAAUGAAGAAUGUUGACUCGUAAUUCUGUUAUGUUGUUAGUCUUUGGAGUCCGCACAGAGUGAUGGUGAGAGAACACUUUUAACAUUAAAAUUUAGCUUUGAAGGAACAAAAGUAGCAUUUGAUGGAUCAUUCUGUUGUUUUCACUUGAAAUAUUGUAACAAAAAGGGAAAAUUUUCUUUAA